This is a messenger RNA of Prosopis cineraria, 3446 nucleotides long. RefSeq names its product G-type lectin S-receptor-like serine/threonine-protein kinase At1g11330. The transcript has 8 exons. Lineage: Eukaryota; Viridiplantae; Streptophyta; Magnoliopsida; Fabales; Fabaceae. The record is from RefSeq and is a predicted model, not a curated record. The coding region runs from base 14 to 2485 and encodes 823 amino acids. Gene Ontology annotation, molecular function: protein serine/threonine kinase activity; ATP binding. Gene Ontology annotation, biological process: recognition of pollen; protein phosphorylation.
GUGUUUUCCUCAUAUGUGCUUACUAUUUUUCAUCUUUAGCUGUGGCUUAGAUACUCUUACGGCAUCUGAGAGCAUGAAAGAUCCUGAUACCCUUACCUCUGAUAGCACCAAUUUCACACUUGGAUUUUUCAGCCCUGAGAAUUCAUCCAAUCGUUACCUAGGAAUUUGGUACGUGUUAAAAACCACUGUGGUAUGGGUGGCUAACAGAAACGAACCUCUCACAGAUUCUCCUGGGAUUCUGAAGAUAUCUGAGAAUGGCAAUCUUGUCAUGCUAGAUGGAGAGGAACAUGUUGUUUGGUCAUCAGAUGGAUCAGACAAUGACACGUCCCAUGUCAUCUUGCAGCUUCAGGAUUCUGGAAAUCUUGUGGUGCAGAACAACAUCACAGGAAUAGUGAUCUGGCAAAGCUUCCACCAUCUUUCUAAUACAAUACUGCAACGCACUAAUGGUGGUUUUAAUGCACAAACAGGUCAGAAAUUCAUGUUGACAUCAUGGAAGAGCCCUUCUGAUCCAUCCGUGGGAAGCUUUACAGCUUAUAUGGGACAGAGUACAGUUCCUCAACUGUUCGUUUGGAACAACAGUCACCCGUAUUGGCGUGGAGGUCCGUGGAAUGGUCAAAUCUUCACUGGCAUACCGAAUUUGAAUAAUCAGUAUCUCAAUGGAUUAACUUUUCAGAAAGAAAAUGGUACUUUCUAUUUACAUUUUGUAUAUAUAAACCUGUCACCUUCAUCAUUCUAUAUGUUGAACUUUGAAGGGAUAUUGGUAUUUAAUAGUUGGGAUGACAAUAAGAAAGAGUGGGUGCCUCAAUGGACAGUACAGCAAUCAGACUGUGACCUUUAUGGUAUUUGUGGAUCUUUUGGAAGCUGUGAUCCACACAGAAAGCCAAUUUGUAGCUGUUUGAGAGGUUUUGUACCAAGAAAUACAGAAGAAUGGAAUAAAGGAAACUGGACUAGUGGGUGUGUAAGGAGGAAACCAUUGAAGUGUGACAGGGUCAAAAAUGAAACCAGGAAUGGAUAUAAUUAUGAUGAUGAUGAUGAUGAUGAUGAUGGGUUUGCGCAAUUAGAGAAUACCAAAGUUCCAGACCUAGUAAAUUGGACUCUCAUUGCAUCAGCAUCACCAGAUUGCAGAAUCCAGUGCUUGAACAAUUGUUCCUGCUUAGCAUAUGCCUAUGAUGCUGGCAUUGGUUGUAUGAUGUGGAGUGAAAAUCUUAUUGACAUACAAAGGUUCUCAAGUGGUGGCCUCGAACUAUACAUUCGACUGGCAAAUUCAGAACUAAAAGUAAAGAGUAAGAGCAAAUUAGCAGUGACAAUUUCAAUUCCAUUGACAAUAGGAACAAUUCUUAUCGCAGCUUUUGCAUAUAUCAUGUGGAGACGUUCUGCUAAACAUCAAGAAACAGAAGAACCAUUAACAAUAGUAGACGAUGAAAUCUCUAGUGAGAUGCUAAAGGAACUACCACUGUUUGAAUUUGAAAAGCUCGCAGUCGCAACCAACAACUUUCAUUCUGCUAAUAAGAUUGGACAGGGUGGUUUUGGCCCAGUAUACAAAGGAAAAUUGCAAGAUGGACAAGAAGUUGCAGUUAAAAGACUUUCAAGCAUAACAGGACAAGGCCAUGAAGAAUUUAUGACUGAGGUGGUGGUGAUUUCGAAGCUUCAACAUCGCAAUCUUGUGAGACUUCUUGGUUGCUGUGUAGAAGGAGGCGAAAAGAUGUUAAUUUAUGAAUACAUGCCAAAUAAAAGUUUGGCAGCAUAUCUCUUCGAUCCACUCAAACAAGAUGUCCUUGAUUGGCAAAAGCGUUAUCAUAUAAUUGAAGGAACUGCUCGAGGUUUGCUCUAUCUUCACAGAGAUUCAAGACUAAGAAUUAUACAUAGAGAUCUCAAGGCAAGCAACGUCUUAUUAGAUCAAGAGCUGAAUCCUAAGAUAUCAGAUUUUGGUACAGCAAGGAUUUUUGGAGUUAGCAAAGAUGAAGGCCAUACAAGAAGAAUAGUUGGAACAUACGGCUAUAUGCCUCCAGAAUAUGCAAUAGAAGGAAUUUUUUCGGAGAAAUCAGAUGUCUUUAGUUUUGGAGUUUUGCUAUUGGAGACAAUUAGUGGGAGGAAAAGCACAAGCUUCUACAAUGAUCAGCAAGCUCUAACUCUCAUAGGAUUUGCGUGGAAACUAUGGAAUGAAGAGAACAUCAUGCCUUUAAUAGAUCCUAAGAUACAUAACCCACAGUUUGGAAAGGAUAUGAUGAAAUGCAUACAUAUCGGAUUAUUAUGCGUGCAAGAACUUGCAAAAGACCGACCUACCAUGGAUUCUGUUAUCUUAAUGCUGCACAGCAAGAUUGUCAAUUUGCCUUUCCCCAAGCAACCAGCUUUCGUCAAUUGGCAGGCUGCAUUUGCAAAGAGUUCCCAUAAUCAACAAAAUUCUACCUCCAAUUAUCAUGUCACUAUCACAAACAUCCAGGGCGUGAAAUCAACCAUUAUCAGCAACUUGUGGGGCCCAGAAUGAUUCUGAUUUUGCUUCAAAGUUGGCUAGUCUGACUAUUUUGACCAGCUACUGGGAAGACAACGUUGAUGUCACAACACACGAUACCACACACACAAAAACUCACAGAUGAUGGAGGUUAGAGGCUCAGAGGAUAAGGUCGACGAAGGAAGACCAGGAAAGACGAUACUGGAACUGAAAGGAGUGGUGGAGUCUAGAAAAUAAAAUGCACCAAAAAGCUGAGACCAGGGACAGUGGAACCACUGUAGCAAAACCAAUGAAUGAAUGAAGGGAACUAGGGAGGCUGGAAUCUGAACAAGUGACGUGGACGAGUGAAGUAGUGAACCAGUGACAACAUGACCCCGAGACCAGCACCUGACGCGCAUAGAUGAGGUCGAGGAAAGAAAGGAGAUGAGGUCGAAGAUUUCAAAGUCGUCGAUGUCACAGUUACACAUACAUACACUGGAAUUUCCAACAGAGGAAAGGAGAAGGGAUUUCGCAGCAGCACACACACUGAGCCGUGGGCUUGAGAUGAGGUCACACACUCACAUUCACGCGACAAUAGUGAGAUGCACUAGCUCCUAGGAAGAUGCCAUUGAGGUCCCAACACAUGGAGUCACAAACGGCGAAGGUCUGAGGCUCAAAGAAUGAGGUUGACGACGAUGAGUGAAGAAAAGAGUGAAUUGAGGAGAUGAAGGAAGACUGGAAAAGAAGACUGGAACUAGAGAGGAGUGGUGGAGUCUGUACCCUUUUCUUAAUGCUUUUCGUUGACGACGAUGAAGAUUCAGCCACUCCCAAGGCCUUAAGUGGCUGCCACUGCAACUUGAGGGAGAAGCAAAGCAAGGAAAACGAUGAAGACGAUGAAGAAGAGAGUGAUGUAUCUAGUCAAAAGGGUCAAACUAGCUAGCUUUGAAGCCGAGUCAGAACCACAUGUGGAUCCCACCAGUUGCCACUUCAGCAUAUAACAGCAAAUUUCACGCUUGGC